CGAAAGUGCUGAUACGGAAACAACGUGACACCGUUGAUCAGGUGAUCGAAACCAAACAGGAAGUGAGGCUUAUUUCAUACGCUUGCGUUUGCAGGUGUAAUCAUGAAGAAAAACAAAGGCAAGUCCAGCAGUUCUGCUGAGAAGGAGUUUGUGUUUGAGUUCAGGGCAGGGAAACAUAAUUGUGUCCUCAAAGUGCCUCUGCAGUUCCCCGUUCAAGAGAACAUCAGUGACCUUCAUGGACGUCUGAUGCUUCUGCACAAAAUACCAUGUUACAUCAAAAAAGAGCUCAAAAUGUCACUUGCCAGCUUUAUUGAGAAGGAGACAAUCCUGGAUUAUGACAGAGAGGCAGAACGGACCCUGCAGAGACUGACAAUGGGAGAUGUCGAUAUAAACCAGCUCACAAACACGUGGGACAGGUCUUACGCGGAGACUACACUCGAGCAUGCACGGCCCGAAGAGCCCAGCUGGGAUGAGGACUUUGCCAAUGUAUACCAUGAGCUGAUUCACUCUCCGGCCUCAGAUACUCUUCUAAACCUGGAGCACAAUUACUUUGUGAGCAUUUCUGAGCUCAUUAGUGAGCGAGACAUGGAGAUAAAGAAGCUUCAAGAGAGGCAAGCGACAGAAAUGGACAAAAUAAUGCAUCAGCUGGGGAACACCGUGAGUGACCAGGAUGUCAAUGCAGUAGCCUCUCAGCAUUUUGAUGCACAGCAGGUUCUGGAGAACAAGUGGGCCAGUGAGCUGAAACAAGUGACUAGCAUUCAAAAACAAGAGUAUCAAGAGUGGGUCAUCAAGCUGCACCAGGACCUACAAAAAUCCAACAACAGCAGCAAAAUUAAUGAGGAAAUUAAGAUGCAGCCCAGCCAGCUGUCCGAGCUCACAGAUCCUGAUUCCAGGCUGUUUGAGGAACAGCCUCAGCUGGAGGAGAGCUUCACCAUACAUCUCGGAGCACAACUUAAGACCAUGCACAACCUGCGGCUGGUCCGAGCGGAUAUUCUGGAUUUCUGUAAGCACCGGCGUCACGGCAGUGGUGGAGUAAAAUUGCGGCGGCUACAAACGGCCCUGUCGCUUUACUCGUCCUCACUCUGUGGGUUGGUGUUGUUAGUGGAUAACAGGAUCACAUCCUACAGUGGCAUCAAAAGAGAUUUUGCAAUCGUAGCAAAGGAGUGUACAGACUUCCACUUUCCCUGUCUGGAAGAGCAGCUGGAUGAGGUGCAGCAGGUGGUGCUCUAUGCCAGAGCCCAGCGGAGCAGCAAGCAGAAAGACCACCCUGAAACUCAGAGGAAUGGCAAUGAUGAUAAAAGCAAAAAUGUUGAAAGAAAUCCUUCUAGUAUUUUACCAGGUGAAUUCUACAUUUCGAGGCACUCCAACUUGUCUGAGGUACAUGUGGUUUUCCACCUAUGCGUGGAUGAUAACAUCCGACUAGGGAAUAUCACAGCACGAGACCCGGCCAUCAUGGGUUUAAGAAACAUCCUGAAGGUCUGCUGCACACACGAUAUUACCACCAUCACAGUUCCUCUGCUUCUGGUCCAUGACAUGUCUGAGGAGAUGACUAUACCAUGGUGUCUGAAGAGAGCUGAGCUGGUAUUCAAAUGUGUCAAAGGUUUCAUGAUGGAGAUGGCCUCAUGGGAUGGGGGUUUAUCACGUACAGUCCAGUUUCUAGUGCCAAAGAGUAUUUCAGAGGAAAUGUUCUACCAGUUGAGCACCAUGUUGCCUCAGAUCUUCCGUGUCUCCACUACCCUCACGCUUACAUCAAAGAACUGAUGAAGAACAAGAACACUUCACAUUAUGCCCCCAAGGAAUUUGGAUUCAUGGCAAACUUUUCUCCCACUUCCUAAAUACGUCAAACUACUUUUGUUUUGAUUGUACUGGUAACUGUGAAAAUGGCAGAAACUUUGAGAGGAUAUUGUCAAAGAGUCUACACACAUUAUUUGCACUGGUUUAAAAUAUGUUAUGGGAGCAUUCUAGCACCGAUUGUAGAAGCAAAAAUGAGAUUUGAACCUGGUCGAGACGGGUUUAUGCCAUAGAUGAAUAUUCUUUUCCCGUAGCUUCACACGUUAAAAUUGGCACUAAUUAAACAUUUUGGACUGAAUUCUGCACUUUAUCAAAGCAGCCAUGACAGAUAUUGAUUUGAGCCUCCAUCGUGAAUGUUUGCUAGCACAUGUAUAUAUUUUGAAUGACAUCAUGGGGCCAUCCAGUGUUCAUUUUCUAUUAAAGGUACAGCCACUU
Molecule: messenger RNA, 2226 nt
Organism: Thalassophryne amazonica
Lineage: Eukaryota; Metazoa; Chordata; Actinopteri; Batrachoidiformes; Batrachoididae
Gene: ferry3
Product: chromosome 8 C12orf4 homolog
Exons: 14
Coding region: 103-1761 (552 amino acids)
Biological process (GO): regulation of mast cell degranulation
Cellular component (GO): cytoplasm
Source: RefSeq, a predicted model, not a curated record